AUGGCCAGAGCAGAUCGACUUGCCCGUACCGAUGAGCUGCGCAGCGAACGCGAGGCGGAGUAUCGCGAGGCGCUGAUCGCGGCGCUGACGGCGGCGGCGUCAGGGAAACAGGGGCUGUUCGAUCACAAUGCCGACCGCCGUACUCGUGCGGCGAUUGCGUCGGUCAUCGAGGAAUUGACCGGCAUCGGCGAGGAUGUCGAUGCGAUGCGCGAGCAGUUGGGAAUGCCGCCCUUUGCUAUGCAUCAGGAGUUUUUGAAAUCGCGUGGGCCGGUCGGGCCGCAGGCGGUCGGGGAGCGCAAGCAGGCGCAGGCUUGGCUGGUGCGGCUGGCGGCGGAUGUGGGGCGGACGUCCUGA
Molecule: messenger RNA, 354 nt
Organism: Sordaria macrospora k-hell
Lineage: Eukaryota; Fungi; Ascomycota; Sordariomycetes; Sordariales; Sordariaceae
Source: RefSeq, a predicted model, not a curated record